AAGAAUUCUCCUUUGUCAGAUGGGAUCAGUGCAGGGGAACUGGAGAGGGGCCCAGACAGGAAACUCUAAUCUGAGAUUUAAUUGAUGGGCAAUGAACAAAUGUUUAAAUCGUCACAGUGUUGUCCCGUGCAUCAUGUUUUAUUUUCUUUCAAACUGAUUGUGCCUCCUUGUUUUUAUGUUGUAGGGUUUGAUGAAAAUAUUGAGUCUCAGGGAGAACUCAUCCUGCAGGAAUCCUUCCAAGUGUGGGACCCAAAAACCUUAAUUCGAAAGGGUCGAGAACGGCAUCUCUUCCUUUUUGAAAUGUCCUUAGUAUUUAGUAAAGAAGUGAAAGAUUCCAGUGGCAGAAGCAAGUACCUUUAUAAAAGCAAAUUGUUUACCUCAGAGUUGGGUGUCACAGAACACGUUGAAGGAGAUCCUUGCAAAUUUGCACUGUGGGUGGGGAGGACGCCAACCUCAGAUAAUAAAAUUGUCCUUAAGGCUUCCAGUAUAGAAAACAAGCAGGACUGGAUAAAGCACAUCCGUGAAGUAAUACAGGAAAGGACUAUUCACCUGAAGGGAGCUCUGAAGGAGCCCAUUCACAUCCCCAAGACGGCGCCGGCCACGAGGCAGAAGGGAAGGAGGGAUGGAGAGGACCUGGAUAGCCAGGGCGAUGGGAGCAGCCAGCCGGACACAAUUUCCAUCGCCUCACGGACGUCUCAGAACACACUGGACAGUGAUAAGGUGAGCUGUAACCAGCACUUUCUUGUCUUGGAUCCAAUAAGAAGCAGCCUGUUUCUAUCUAUAAAUGACAGUUUGUCACCAACAUUUCCAAACAGUCGCUAUGUGCUGAGUGGUGCCAGAAGCAGAGCAAGGACAAAAAGGUGGGGGUGUCAGGGGUAAAGUCUGAGGAUUCAGGAAAAAUUGCCUGCCCUUCCCAGUGUCAUUACAGGGUUUUCUCUCAGGGUGUUCUAGGGCAGGUGUU
Leptonychotes weddellii (Weddell seal) is the source of this 961-nucleotide messenger RNA. The record is from RefSeq and is a predicted model, not a curated record. Lineage: Eukaryota; Metazoa; Chordata; Mammalia; Carnivora; Phocidae.